AAUGCACCUUAUUGGAGUUCACCCGCCAUAAAACCAUAAGACAGAAAAAGAAGAAGAGUUCAACCCGGGCUUUCAAAGAGCCGGUUGGCGACUGGAUUACCAUUUGCUACACAUUUGUAUCCUACUGUACAUGAAAUGAAGUACAAGAAGUAUCUCGUGGAGAAUAAAGACAUUCCUAGAACAACACAGCAUCGCUGGAGAAGACGAAUCCGACAUGUUGGAGUGCAAGGACAACAAAAUGCUUUUGUUGGUGUUUUUCAGCAAAACCCAGCUUUGUUUGACAUGCCUAUCAAGCAAAUGAGCGAUACUUUGCAGCAGAACCAAACUUCUGAAGAACAGAACCCAGUUGUGACCAUCAGCCCUGCAGAGACAUCCAGUCAGCAGGUUUUUGCAGAUGUUGAUGACAUACAACAUGAUCUGGAUACAUCUGACAGGUCAUUGCAGGUUUUUGCAGAUGUUGAUGACAGACAUGAUGGUCUGGAUGCACCUGACAGGUCCUUGCAGCAACAAGUUUGUAAGGAAUCAAUUCUACCUCAUACUACAAGCAUUCAACAUGAUGAAGUGGAAGUCGAUGUGCAGAUGCUUUCCUGUGAAGAACAGACAACAUCUGACUACCAAGAAGAGUCGAGUGAUCAUGGCAGUAAGGACAUGCAACAUGGCAAAGACAUUAGAGAGAAUGAAAUUAUGGGGAAAACACCCAUAAAUGGAAGCCACGUUCCUCCUUUAUGGACAAUGUCAGAAUACAGUGAGAAAGCACUUCAGGAGCAAAAAAGAAAAGAGCAUGAGUUGCUCAUUCUAGCACUAAAAUUAAAACAUGAUUUGACUGAUGAAGCACUAGGGGACAUACUUAAAGUCAUAAAUGCUGUAACUGGUAAACAGUCACUUUCAACUACUAAAUAUAAUUUUUACAAAAACAUGAAUGAUUAUAAGGACUAUAUUCUUAUCAAGCAUUUCUGUUCAGAUUGUUCUAUCUUCAUGGAAACAAAAGAUGAAAGUGUAAGUUGCAAAAUUUGUGGCAAACAGGUUGAAGCAAAGGAGCAUAUAAAAUCAGGAAACUUUUUCAUUGUUCUCCCUUUAGAAGUGCAACUACGAAAUAUUAUUGCACAACAUUCGUUUUCGCAGUUGACAUUCAAUAACAAGGAUAAAUUAAAUGCUCACUUUGGUGAUGUAUGUGAUGGUCUGCUCUACCAAAAGACUUUAAAAACCUUCACACCUCUUAAUGAUUGCCCCAACUUUUCAAUCACUUUUAGCUGUGAUGGUGUUCCUUUAUUUAAAUCCUCUUCGCAGUCUAUGGCCAGUAUUAUGCACUUUAAAUGAACUACCCCCCAAUCUGAGAUCUGACCAUAUUAUGUUGACAGCAUUGUGGUUUGGAGCUAAGA
Messenger RNA from Misgurnus anguillicaudatus (oriental weatherfish), 1379 nucleotides. Lineage: Eukaryota; Metazoa; Chordata; Actinopteri; Cypriniformes; Cobitidae. The record is from RefSeq and is a predicted model, not a curated record.